ACUGUGUCGAGCUGUGAGCUUCGAAAUAACUUCGCCGCUGGUCUCAACUUGCGCCGCGAUGAGCCCAAGCAACGCGGUGAAGUGACGGAAUAUAACUUUUAAAGUAACUUUGGUUCGACUUAACUUUGACUUAAAACGCAGUGGCCGCCGGAGAAGUUGCUGCGCAGCACCAUGGCUGCCCAGUGCGACGCUUUGAGUGGAUAUUUGCAGCAUUCGGACCAGGGCUCCAACAGCGAGCGAAGCACCGACUCUCCUCUGCCCGGAUCAGAGGAGGACCUGAGCGGACCCUAUCCGCCGCCAGACCCGGAGUGGACCGAGGAGAGGUUUCGAGUGGACCGUAAGAAGCUGGAAGUCAUGCUAUUAGCUGCCACUGACGGGCGGGUCAACGGAGGGGAGGAUUUCUUUCAGAAGAUCAUGGAUGAGACCCAGACACAGAUAGCCUGGCCUUCCAAAUUAAAAAUUGGUGCCAAAUCUAAAAAAGAUCCACACAUUAAGGUGUGCGGAAAAAGGGAAAAUGUGAGGGAAGCCAAAGACAGAAUUAUGUCUGUCCUAGACACUAAGAGUAACCGGGUAACCCUGAAGAUGGACGUCUCCCACACGGAGCACUCCCACGUUAUUGGUAAAGGUGGCAAUAACAUCAAGAGGGUGAUGGAGGAGACGGGGUGCCAUAUCCAUUUUCCAGACUCAAACAGGAACAACCAGGCAGAAAAAAGUAACCAGGUGUCCAUCGCAGGGCAGCCAGGAGGAGUCGAAGCAGCUCGAGUAAAAAUAAGGGAGUUACUUCCCCUCGUGCUUUCUUUUGAGCUUCCAGCCAUCAUGCAGUCUGACCCAAGUUCCCCCACUGUGCAGCAUAUCUCGCAAACGUACAACAUCACAGUCUCCUUCAAGCCUCCAACACGCCUCUAUAGGGCCACUGGAGUGGUUCGUGGUUCGCAGAAUAACACUUCAGCUGUAAAGAGAGGUACAGGUCUUCUUUUGGAACACUUGGCCGGUAGCCUGGCAAGUACCAUUUCGGUCACCACUCACCUGGACAUUGCGCCACAACAUCACCUCUUCAUGAAGGGCCGCAAUGGCAGCAACAUCAAGCACAUCACCCAGAGGACGGGAGCCCAAAUCCACUUCCCUGACCCUAACAGCCCCCAGAAGAAAUCCACAGUCUACAUUCAGGGCACUAUUGAGUCAGUCUGCCUGGCACGCCAGUAUCUCAUGGGCUGCCUGCCUCUGGUAUUGAUGUUUGACAUUAAAGAGGACAUUGAGGUGGAGCCACAGUGUACCACAGCGCUAAUGGAACAGCUGGAUGUCUUCAUCAGUAUCAAGCCCAAGCCAAAACAGCCCAGCAAGUCUGUUAUCGUAAAGAGUGUGGAGAGGAAUGCAGUGAACAUGUAUGAAGCCCGAAGAUUCCUCUUGGGUCUUGAGAGCAACGGGGUGUCGUCUUCCUUACCGUCUGUGGUGGUGAAUCCUGCUGCCAGUGGACCCUCUCCGUCCCUCCUCUGCCCCGUUGGCCUGGACAUCCUGGCCUCAGCUGGACUGGGGCUAAGCAAUCUGGGUUUCCUGGGUGCGACGGCGCCUCACUCCCUCAGUAACUCCACUGCCCCAAACUCUGUCCUCAACAGCCUAAAUGCCUCCAUGAACCCCCUGCAGACCCAAAAUCCGAGCGUCCCAACACCCACCCCUUCCCUUUGGCCCAGUUCACUCAGCAACACCCAAGGUUUCUCAUCUCAGCUGAUGCUGCACCCUGCCACUCAAGCCACCCUCAGCAGUAUCCUGCUCUCAGGAGUGCAGGGUUACACCCAGAGCACACCUUCUCCUCCACCUGGCCUGGCUCCCAUAGACAAGCAGCCCAAUGGGGUGCCAGAGUGCACAAAGGGCACUUGCAGUCUCAAUGGACAUGUCAAGCAUCCUGGGUCCGUCUACGGGAGAAUAGCCACUGCAUCACUUGCCGAAACUGUGUUGAGUCCAGCCCCGUGUGAUUCUGUCCAGGAAGCCAGCUCCCACAAUCCUUCAGAACCACUGUCCAGCAAAUCAAACCCAGAUGAAGGCUCUGACACAUUUGUAGAAGUGGGCAUGCCAAGAAGCCCCUCUCACUCAGCUAAUGGGAGUGAGCUGAAACAGAUGCUGGCUUCAUGCAAGACGUCAUCAGGGAAACGACAGGCAGUGGAGCUCCUGCAGGGAACCAAGAACUCUCAUUUACACUCUGACUGUCUCCUCUCGGAUGCUGAGUCCAGUUCAUCAGACAGUCCUGUGGCAGAUAAGAGGGCACCGGGUAGUGAACGAGCAGCUGAGAGGGCAGCACAACAAAACGAGAGGGAGAGAAUCAGGCUGGCACCACCGUCCUCAUUUGCCAACAUGCAGGCGUUCGACUAUGAACAGAAAAAGCUGUUGGCAACCAAAGCAAUGUUGAAGAAGCCUGUGGUUACUGAGGUACGGACCCCAACCAACACUUGGAGUGGUCUGGGCUUCUCAAAGUCUAUGCCAGCUGAGACCAUCAAGGAGCUACGGAGGGCCAAUCAUGUUUCCUACAAGCCCAGCAUGAGCACCACUUAUGAGGGUUCCCCGCUAUCGUUAUCUCGAUCCAACAGUCGCGAAGGUGUGGGGAGCGGCAGUGACUCUGACAAUUGGCGAGAGAGGAAUGGUACGGGUAACACUAUGUCCGCCCACAAUGAAUACCCCACCACUGUCAGCAGCCCCAAGAGGAAACAGAACAAGUCUGCUGUCGAGCAUUACCUCAGCAGUAGCAACUACAUGGACUGCAUCUCCUCAGUAACUGGCAGCAAUGGCUGCAGUUUAAACACGUCAUUGAAGGGCUCAGAUCUGCCUGAGCUCUUCAGCAAGUUGGGCUUGGGGAAGUAUACAGAUGUCUUCCAACAACAAGAGAUUGAUCUCCAGACAUUCCUGUCUCUAACUGACCAGGACCUGAAGGAACUGGGCAUCACCACCUUCGGAGCCCGCAGGAAAAUGCUACUCGCCAUCUCAGAACUCAACAAGAACCGGAGGAAGUUAUUCGAGCCACCCAUCAGGUCCUCCUUCCUGGAAGGCGGCGCGAGCGGUCGCCUCUCCCGACAGUUUCACUCUGACAUGGCCAGCGUCAGCGGACGGUGGUAGGUGCCUCCAGAACCUCCUCCACCCUGGAGCCUCCAUUGUUCCCAGAUUUAGGAUGGUGGUUGUUUACUUGUUCAGCUUCAGCUGAGUUAAGACUGUUCAAGUUGCCAAAUAGUAUAAAUGCCUAUGUAUUAAAAGAAAAAAGAAAAGCCAUCAUUUUACCUGAAGUGCCAACAAGGAAAAAAGGGAUUUCUCCGAAAUGAGGUGCAGUGUUGACUCCUGAUGCGUCCGUUAGGUCUUUCUGGGAGUAUUUAUAUAUGAAGGUUGUUGUUACAGUUCUGAAGAAAGGGUACUGGUCCAGUAUUUCUCUCCACUUUUUGUUCAAGGGAACAGGCAGAAUGAUGGUACAAUCAUUUAAUACAUUGAUACUAGCUGCAAUUCUGCUAUGCUGUUGUAUCAGUGACGUGCACUUUAAUUCUACUAGACGUUUGCCUGUGAAAGCCUAAAACCUUGGAUUGAAACUAUGCAUUUCUCUUCUUUUUUUAAUUAUUAUUAUUUAGUAAAAAGCACAGAUGCAUUUUGUACCAAACCAAAUAUUAGCACUUAGCCUGUGAGAUUAGGGCAUCACAAAAUAAAGUGCAAAAUAGGGCAGCACAACACAGCUGUGACAUCAUCAGCUUAAACCCAUGUCACAAAGGGAAGCACCGUUGCAGCUUUUGACCUUUGGCUGCAUUCAGUGUUUUGAUUGGAUAUUCCUGCAGGCCAUUGGAUCAAGAUAUUUCACGCCAAAACAAACAAAAUCAAAUGUUAUGUACUUGUGUCAUGAUUUUAUUUUUAGUUUUAUCCUUUUAGGCGAAUGGGUGACAUGUUUAAUGGUAAUCAGUUUACAUAUGUAUUAUGUUUUUUAAUCUGUUCAUGAAUGCAUUUCUAUGAUUUUUGUAAUUAGAUUAUUAGUAUCUGUUAUUGUUUUGUUUUUGUUUUUUUCCCAUCCCUAUAAUCUGUGGAGCCAUAAUGUGUCUGUGCUAUUUGUCCACAGCAGAGACACAAAACACUUAGACGAAGCUUUGUGGGCUUCGCUCUGAUUGUGUCAUCUUUUUGUGGUUUUUCUUUCCCCAUUUGUUUAUUGUACGUGACCUUUUGUCUCGUCUGUUGUUUGUCAGUGUCGGCCUCUCUUUGUGUGGCUGAAACGUCAGUGCAUCCAGAAAAAAAAUCAUUUUGCUGCACUGAAACUGUGCACCUUCUCUAUCCGUCCAUUUAGAGCAACAACACCACAAAACAACAGACCUCACCAUCGCUUGAAGAACAUGAGACCUUGCCUUUGUUCUGAAAAGUGCCAUUGUAAUUAUGUAGCUUUUCAGCAGGGAAAAGCUUCCGAAAGAACAUUUCUGACAUUGGAUUUGCGUAUAUUAGAUGAACCGCAGAUCAUAAAACCUCAAAGAGGAACAAACAACUUAAGAUGAAAACAAUAGAAAUGGGCAGAUUUCUAGAUUCAUCUCUGCCAACUUAUAUCAGGAAAUGUGGUUAAGCAGGGUUUACUGAAGUUAUGGGAUUGGUGUUAAUCACCGGAGCUUGUUCCGUGCUCCUGUGAUCAGUGUUUCGAAAGAUGUCUUCAAAGUGUUAGUUGUGUGUGUGUGAGUGUGUGUUUGUGUGAUGUUAGGUUCCAGUGUUCUGAAUCCUAAACAACUUCUCUCAACUGCAAAAGCAAGUCUUUUUUUUUUUUUUGUCCUGGGGUGUUAAAAAAAAAUUGUACGUGUAAACAUAUAUAUUUGCAGCUCAGUUUGUAUAAAAGCUUUUUAAGACCGUCCAUUGAGUUUAAACGACCGUACAGCAUAGAGAAUAUAUUUAUGUUGUGGACAUAUUUGAGAUUUUUUCACCAUCUCAGUCGAGUAUGUCAGAAACUAACUAACAGCAGUUGCAAAGAUUCUCUUGAAAGUUCUGUUUUUUUAUUUUUAUUUUUAUUAACCCUUUGACCUUUUCCUGGCAUUGGAUUUGAGCCAGUGGUUGUCAGCACUAUAAAACGUAGCGUUGCGACAGGGUUGCUGAUGUCAACCAUAAAGUUUUGUUUUUGUUUGUCCCCCCCUUUAAAGUCUUAAGAUGGAAGGGAGGUCAUUAAUCUAAAAAAAGGGAUUCUUUGUCCUGAGCUGGUUGGCCUCCGCUCCUCAUGUUACUGCACCGAGCCUUUUGAGCACUGAUGGUGCCGUGACUCAUGUUCCUGCCUUAGCAGACAUUUGUUUUCAUCCUAGCCUAGUUCACCAGGUUCUGGUGUGUUGUGCUCAGACAGAAAUAGAUGUUCUUAUCAAGUGAAAGUUCUGUUUAAAAUAAUAAAUAGAUCAGUGAAGGGACUCAAGUCAAAAAGUUUACUACCAGCUUUUCUUUUCUAUGCGCCUGAUCGAAUAGUUUCACAAUUAUGUCUUUAAUUUGAUGUAUUUUUUUCCCCCACAGGGAUUAUUUUGUGUUUGAGUCAUUGUACUGCAAUCAAUCAAAUGGUACAUUUAUAAUAAAUGUAAACCACUAAGGAAAUUAUGUAAUGUUUUCAUGCUAUAUCACCGUUGUUAUGUGUGAGAAAAGGUACAUUUCUGCACGAUGUUCCACGGACCAUUUUGUGUAUAAGAAGCGUUGCCAUGUGGCCAAACCUCUGUUCACUGUGGCAUCUGUUGAUGCUGUUGUUCAAACUGUAAUUGUAAUACAGAUAUAAUCAAAAGACUCUUUGAAGAAACUGUCAAGUAAGCAAAAACAACAAAAAGUUCAAACAUUUAAAUGCUAUUAUGAAGGUAAUAAAUAUAUGCAAGUAAA
Thalassophryne amazonica is the source of this 5832-nucleotide messenger RNA. RefSeq names its product protein bicaudal C homolog 1-B-like. Lineage: Eukaryota; Metazoa; Chordata; Actinopteri; Batrachoidiformes; Batrachoididae. The record is from RefSeq and is a predicted model, not a curated record. The transcript is spliced from 21 exons. The coding region runs from base 172 to 3102 and encodes 976 amino acids. Gene Ontology annotation, cellular component: cytoplasm. Gene Ontology annotation, molecular function: protein binding; RNA binding.